This is a messenger RNA of Cyclocybe aegerita, 693 nucleotides long. The record is from the annotation of a GenBank genome assembly. NCBI's taxonomy places the organism in Eukaryota, Fungi, Basidiomycota, Agaricomycetes, Agaricales, Hemipholiotaceae.
AAUGCCUGGACAGAACCUCAGCUUCGGUCUUCUCAUCCCGGGCCAAUUCCAAUGGCUCGACGCCGCCGGUCCCGUCGACCUCAUCAACAGCCACUCGCACGCGAGCGUUCAGGCCCUUACCUCCCUUGGACUUCCCCAAGAGCUCGUCGAGAAGGCGCCGGUCAUCACCUGGCACUACAUCUCCGUCAACCUCUCACCCAUACAAGCCUCCUCUGGCCCACCCCUCCUCCCCACCGCGACCUACGCGGACUGCCCUCCGCUCGACUAUCUCGUCGUUCCUGGACCCGAUCCGACGGUCCCUCUUCCUCCAGUCUGUGCCGAAUUCUUGAAGGAGCGCUUCGAGGGGUUCAAGGGCCUCCUCACGGUCUGCACUGGGAGUGUGGUGGUUGCAACAACAGGGCUCCUCGACGGGUACAAGGUGUGCACGAACAAGUUCGCGCUCAAAGCCCUCCAUGCGGCGGGCUUGGCAAACAAGAAGGUGACGUGGGUCGGUGAUAGGCGCUGGAUCGUGGAUAGGAAGGUCUGGAGCGCGGCAGGCGUCACGGCGGGUCUUGACCUCGGUGCAGAGUUCGUGAGGGUGAAUUUCGACCCGAAGUUGGUAGAGUUCGUGAAGGGGGUAGUGGAGUACAAGGCAAACCCUGAUCAGCCAGACGAGUUCGCAUACAUCCUCGACGGUAUCGACUACAACAACUG